Adineta steineri is the source of this 171-nucleotide messenger RNA. Lineage: Eukaryota; Metazoa; Rotifera; Eurotatoria; Adinetida; Adinetidae. The record is from the annotation of a GenBank genome assembly.
GUUAAUAGUACGACAAGUAUCAUAACAAGAGAGUCGAAUAAAGAAGUUGUUGAUGUUUACGGUGGAUGUGGAAGCCAAGAAGAUCGGCGAAAAUGGGGUUAUGAACAUAUGUCAGAAGAAGAAAUUCGAGAUUUAGGUGAUAAACAUGUUGCUUGGCGUUAUAUCUUAUAA